Messenger RNA from Gasterosteus aculeatus aculeatus (three-spined stickleback), 1379 nucleotides. It is a transcript of the gene nr0b1, whose product is annotated as nuclear receptor subfamily 0, group B, member 1. Gene Ontology annotation, molecular function: transcription factor binding; transcription corepressor activity. Gene Ontology annotation, biological process: negative regulation of transcription by RNA polymerase II. The record is from RefSeq and is a predicted model, not a curated record. Lineage: Eukaryota; Metazoa; Chordata; Actinopteri; Perciformes; Gasterosteidae. Gene Ontology annotation, cellular component: nucleus; cytoplasm.
CGGGACACGCAUGAGUAUGACGGGCUCUCUCCCGCGCGGGGACAGACAGGAGCUAGUAUAAACGUGCUCCGGGCUAUCGGGGUGUAAGAAAACAACGCUACUUCUGUCACUGACCUGCGGCGCUUCAAAGAGAGAGAGAGAGAGAGCGCGCGCGGGUGCCAGCGAGCUCCGGCCCAUGUAGAGCGGCCAUGGCCGCGCUGGAGGGCUGCCGCUGCCGGGGCAACAACAGCAUCCUCUACAGCAUUUUGAAGAGCGACAGCCUCGCGAGCGCCGAGGAGCAACAGCAUCAUCAACAACAACAACAACAACAACAACAUCCCCAACAAGAAACAGUGCAAAACUUGCUGCACAGGACCUCCUCCUCCUCCUCCUCCUCCUCUUCCUCCGCCGCUGACCCCGCCUCGCCGCAGGAGCUCCGGCAGCAGGCUUGCUCCUGCGGCUCCACGCGGCGCCGCGGUGUCCUCCGCUCCCCGCAGGUGACGUGCAAAGCCGCCUCGGCGGUUCUGGUGAAGACGCUGCGGUUCGUGAAAAACGUCCCGUGUUUCCGGGAGCUGCCGGAGGACGACCAGCUGACGUUGAUCCGCAGCGGCUGGGCGCCUCUGCUGGUGCUGGGACUCGCGCAGGACCGGGUGGACUUUGAGACGGCGGAGACCGUGGAGCCCAGCAUGCUGCAGCGCAUCCUCACGGGUCUACCGGACAGGCAGGGCGAGGUGCCGGCCGGCCACAGCAGGGGGGCAGCCGGGGUCUCUGUCGCGGACAUCGACGCCAUCAAAGGCUUCCUGAAGAAGUGCUGGAGUGUAGAUAUCAGCACGAAGGAGUACGCGUAUCUGAAAGGAGCCGUGCUGUUCAACCCAGACGUGGAGGGUCUGCGCUGUCUCCACUACAUCCAGUCCCUGCGGCGGGAGGCGCACCAGGCUCUGAACGAGCACGUCGGGCUGAUCCACCGGGAGGACGCGACGCGGUUCGCCAAGCUGCUCAUUGCUCUCUCCAUGCUGAGGGCCAUCAGCGCGCCGGUGGUCGCGCAGCUCUUCUUUCGACCCGUUAUAGGCGCCGUCAGCAUCGAGGAGGUGCUCCUGGAGAUGUUCUACGGGAAGUAGGUCCGUUCGGAUGGACUGGUGGAUGAAGAGGAUAUUAGGGACUACUGCGUUCAGGACUUCUGUUGGAGGUCGUCAAGGACUGUGAAAUGAACAACCUGUCACGCGCGCGCGCGCGCGCGUGUGUGUGUGUGUGUGUGCGUGUGUGUCUGAGACAAAGGAAGCUCGUGUGUUGAAGGCGACAUAUGUUAUAGUAGAGGAAAAUGAUACAAAGCAGCUGCUGGAAUUCAUAACUUAAUUGUUUUUAUACAAACUAUUUUUCUAUAAUAAAAAACGUUCUCUGAA